This is a messenger RNA of Periconia digitata, 1667 nucleotides long. The record is from the annotation of a GenBank genome assembly. Lineage: Eukaryota; Fungi; Ascomycota; Dothideomycetes; Pleosporales; Periconiaceae.
UUUCGAUUGACGGUUUCUAUAUUCGCGGAAGGGAUUUCAGAGACACUACAUUAUUAUCCAGCAUACGCCUGUUGAAUGCAAUAACUACUCGGCAUCUACCGACCAGAUUUACGCCUCGCAAAAGGACCAUGGCAGACUCAGUGGUAACCAAUCUGGGCGAACUAUCUCUAGACUCGCGCAGCCCGGAAGAGAUUCUCCAAGCCCACGCGGAACGAGGCGCAGAACUGUUAAAUGAAAUCGAGCAAUACGUUUCCGCCGUGAUAGCCAGCCAGGAAGAUGUUAGAAUGCCGAAAAAAGUAAACUACCGCGCCUUGCGCAAUGAUCUCAAAAACGAGUUGGAUUCGCUGUCAGCGUCGCUGCUCAAACUCCAGAACUCGAAGCUCUCCCAAGCGCAGGCGAGGAAUAUCGCUUCUUCGACUAAUCUGACGUACUUUGAGGCUCUUUGGGCGGUUGCGAAGCGCUCAGAGGCUCUGAUCAAUUUCCGGAAAUACUUCUCGUGGGACACGAAGAAGCAGAACAGCUCGCGGGGGAGGAAAAGAGUGACCAACAACAGUCCAAGGAAAGAUAAAAACUCUACGCUGGUAGACAUUAUAGCUUCAAAUGGUGCCGAAUGGAUCCGGAUAUCGACCGCAACCGAAAAAAGGAUCCUCUUCGAUCUAGCGAGGCUGGGAUGGGCGAAUUCUGACGAUGACGAGAGCGAUCUGGAUGGUGAAGGCAAUGCAAACAGCAACAGCAGCAGCGACGACGACGACGAUGAAGACCAAGUAGCUCUUGUGAGGAACGCGCGCGAACUAACCCGAGCCGCAAAAGCCAACCCAUUGAAAGGCCGCCCUCCAAAAGUCCGCAUAGUACUCACGCGCAUCGAAUCCGGCAAACUCAAAGAAAUCGACGCCGUGCUGGACAAAGUCCGAGCAACGGGCGCAAUCGUCCAGUGCUCGAACGACCUCUCUCUCCAAGAUAACCCACCGUUACCCUCGGUCCUGCAAACCCUCCUCCCAGAUCAAUCCCACACGCUGUCCGAAACGCUAAACAUCGACUGCACGAUUCUCCUCGCUCUGAUCAGCGAUAUAUCGCACCGCGACUGCCCCGUUCUCGACUUCUACCCGCACGAAGUCAAGAUGCAGAUCGCCGAGGAAAAAGACAAGAAGCUCCUCCCGACUAGCAUCUACCCGUUGAUAGGCUCGCACGCCAUGGUAUGCACGCAAGAUGCCGCCGACCAAAUGAACCUCAUUGUCGACACGCUCGCCACCGACGCCGAAAAAACACGCGCGAAUAUCCUGCUGGGGCAGAAAGAUCGCGAGAAAGUUCCGUCGGACGAGUUGACGAGGGAGUGGCAGGAUAUGUCUAAUCACGCUAUCCCGCAAGACUUUCAGCUCCCGUUGAAAGUCGUACAGUGUGAUAUUGAUGAGACGAUAGCAAAACUCCCCCCCGUAGCCAAAAUAAUCGCCGCAGAACUGACGCCGCUAAACACAUCCAUCUUCUUCCACGGCUGGGCAGCGGACCUGACGACGCUAAGCGCGAACCGCACGCGCGCCCGCCAAAUCGAUAAGAUUAUCAACGAGGUGGGGCUCAGUGAUGGCGAGGCCGGGCCGAGGAUCUGGAUAUGCGGGGAGAGUAGGAGUUUGAUUGCGAAGACGGGGAGGCCGGGGAGGGAGGCCAGGAAGUGA